UUGACUGUAGACCGGUGCAGUGAACGGACGUGUUCAUCUUGAAAUCCGACUGGGCCGUCACGACCGCGUGAAUUUGUGUUAUUAUAUCAACGGGUUCAUUUGCUUUAAAAUAAAAAGGGAAAGAAAAUUUUGCAGCGGUGUAAUUGUAUAUGGGGACACAAGUUUGUGUGCGUGUGAUGUUGCGGCGGCGGUGGGUUUGAAUGUCGUGAAAUUAGAAACCCCCAGGAGGCGAUCAAAUGUGCUGGACUCGAAUCCGACCGUCUCGUUGUCAUCACCGGGGUGAAUCAACCGAGUGAAACAUUAUUUCCCCAAAUAAUUUUCAAAGAAAUAAUCAAAUUUUGAAAAAAGUCACUCGACCGAUUAGAGGAAAUCAUGUUGAGCGUGAAGCUCUUGCUGCUGAUGGCAGCUACGCUAAUUCGAGCCACUUGGUCCCAGCACAAUGCCGGUCUUUUGGAUGGGGAGCCGAUCCAUCACGACCUGCUGAAAGCCAUUGAAGUUCCUCUGCGAGACGAAGAACACAUCACGUUCGGGACUGGUGUAGAUGGAUUCCCGGCUUUCGUUCUCUUUCGUGGCCACGAUAUUAAAAUCCCCUACAAGGUUCUCCUGCCUGACAAGCUCUACUCUGACUUUUCCAUUCUCGUUACCAUCAAACCAGAUAACAAUGAAGGUGGUUAUCUCUUUGCCGUGGUUGACCCUCUGGAGACUCUGGUCCAGUUUGGUCUGCGAAUCGGCCCUGCUGCAGGCCCAGGCCAGAGUGAGCUCUCCCUCUACCACACCCACCCAGAAGACCGUUUUGUUUCUAAGGUGUUGGCCAAGUUCCUGGUGCCCAAUUUCGCCAAAAAGUGGACUCGAUUCGCCUUUCGUGUGCUGGACAGCGGCCUGGGCGUGCCCAACGUGACUCUCUUCUUCAACUGCAUCGAGUACGGCAGUCUGCUCAUCACGAGCGUUGCAUGGAAAGAGCAGCUGACCUUUGACACGGCCUCGACUCUUUAUAUAGGCCAAGCCGGAGGCCUGCUCCAACCACCCGGAGAGUUUGUGGGCACCAUCCAGGAGCUGAAGCUGACCAACGAGCCCAGUUUGGCCAGCGUUCAAUGUGAAGACAUCCUUCCGUUUUCCGGAGAUGGUUCCGGCGAUUUUGUUGAUAUCGACGACGAUUCCUUGGUGGACUUGGAAUCGGAGGGAGAAGAGCCGGACGCUGGAUCGGGCGGUGUUGGCCUGUCAUCCAUCGACAAGAAACCGCCGUCGUCGACGGCCGGAGUUGUCGAUCCUUCGCAACUCCUCCCGCCCUGUUCGCCACCUCUCCUGCCUCCACCUCCGCCAGUCUCAUCCGACGCCGUCGGAAUUGUCCGGGAAAUGCACGGAAUGCAGAACGGAUUCCGCUGCACCGAGAAGGGCGAGCCGGGCGAACGCGGAGAGAAAGGAGACAAGGGCUCAUCCAUCGACGGAGGCGGAGGCGUUUGUGGCUGCAACGAGAGUUCCAUCAUCGCCAAACUGGCCGAGCAAGUCAAACAGGGAGCGCCGGGCGUCGACGGCAAACCCGGCAUGACGGGCAUUCCGGGAGCUCAAGGUCAGAUGGGACCGACUGGACCUGAAGGCCCAGCUGGAGAGAAAGGAGAACGCGGAGAUGGCGGCCCAGUUGGCAAAGAAGGUCCUUCCGGACCCAAAGGCGAGCCCGGUCGUGAUGGACUCCCCGGCAUUCCCGGCAACCCUGGACAGCCUGGACCACCGGGUGUGGCCAGCGGACCACUGGUCCUCGAAGAUGGAUUUGGUUCGGGAUUCGGGGCUACUUUGGGCCGACCUGGAAGCCCUGGACCUAAAGGUGACGCCGGUGUCAAUGGCAAACCGGGACCGAGAGGUGAACGCGGCGAUCCUGGUCCUAAAGGCGAACGGGGCGGUAAAGGCGAAACAGGAAAUGACGGAGAGCGAGGCCAUCCGGGCAAGGACGGAACUCAUGGAACCAAAGGAGACGUUGGAGCGCCCGGCCUGGAUGGAAUGCCGGGAUUGCCCGGUGAGACGGGACGACCCGGUUCGAAAGGUGAAGCCGGUGAAAGAGGAUUGCCUGGACCUCCAGGACCUGCUAGCGCAUUGCAACUGGACGAUUUCGAUACCGGAUCGGGUGGUGGACCUUUGCCAGGGUCUUCCAGGUGGCCCAAAGGCGACAAAGGAGAUCGAGGUGCCGAUGGAAAAACGGGCCACAUGGGUCCUAAAGGCGACGCCGGCGAGCCGGGAUUGCCGGGACCCAAAGGCGAUAUUGGCCCUGUGGGCCCAAUUGGUCCAGCUGGACCACCAGGACCUACUUCAGUCAUUCCCAGUCUUGGCGGAAUGAAAGGUGAUCAAGGAGACCGUGGCAAACGAGGCAAACCUGGUCCGCCAGGUCCACCUGGUCCUGCUGGACCUUCCGGAGACAUUGGUAUCCCCGGAUAUCAGGGUCGCAUCGGUCGUCCUGGUCCAGUUGGUCCACCUGGUUUACCGGGAGUUAAAGGAGAGCCAGGAUCCAUCAGUGGAUUCCUGGGAGGAUCGCAAGGACCUAAAGGCGAUAGCGGAGCUCCUGGACGACCAGGAACUCCUGGAACCAACGGCCGUGAUGGACUUCCUGGUCCUCCUGGUCUUCCGGGCCCUGCGUCCAGUUCUGCACCUUACCACCAUCCUCAUCCGGGACCUCCAGGCCCACCUGGACCACCCGGACCUCCUGGACCCCCCAGUGGAUCUUCCAAACCAGGCUCGAAAAACCGCGGAGCUUUUCACGAACUCCGCAGUUUCGUCAACUACAACCCACCAGGAUCGUCUUCGUCGUCGCAAGGUGGUGAGGAGAGCCAGAAGGUGGUAGUGCCGGGAGCCAUCACCGUCACCAACAUGGAAGCUCUUUUCAAGAUUUCAGACAUCAGCCCCGUCGGAACCAUCGCCUAUCUCUACGAGGAGGAGAGUCUUCUAGUCCGCGUCCGCAAAGGCUGGCAGUACAUUUCGAUGGGAAAUUUCGUGCCGUUGCCGACACCGACGACGACGACAAUUCCGCCGCCGACCACAUUGAAACCGUCGGCGCCCAGCGCUGCCGAGAAUCUGGUCCCCAGAAUCGCCGAAGGUCCCAGUGAUGAGGAAAUGUGGCAGGACGGACCUGUCAAACCAUCGUUGCGAUUGGUGGCGCUGAAUGAACCCCUUUCCGGAGAUAUGGGCGGCAUCCAGCGCGUGGACUACGCCUGUUUCAGACAGGCCCGUCAAGCCGGACUCAGAGGAACGUUCCGAGCCUUUUUAGCCUCGCGUGUCCAGAAUCUCGACACGAUCGUCCGCUCGUCCGACCGUGAAUUUCCAGUCGUCAACCUGAGGGGUGAGGUGUUGUUCCGGACGUGGAACGAUCUGUUCCGCGGCGGGCGGGCCAGCGAAUUCGCCUCUGCUGCCCGUCAGCAGCGACACGACAUUUACAGUUUCAACAACCGCAACAUCUUCAACGACAUUGUCUGGCCGCAGAAGGUGGUCUGGCACGGUGCCGGACCCAGUGGCGAACGCCAACUCGACUCGUACUGCGACGCCUGGACGUCCAGCGACGCCAAGACGCUCGGAGUGGCCGCCUCUCUCAUCGCUUCCUCUCCGUCCUCCCACCAACAGCAGCUGCAGACGGGCGGCGGUGGCGGUGGCAAAUUGUUGGCCCAGGACAAAUUCUCGUGUCAGAACCGAUUCGUCGUCCUGUGCAUCGAAGCCACCAGCCAAGGGGUCGCCACCGUUGGCAGUGGGCGGGUGAAGCGGACGGCCGAGCACAUCAUCUCGGAGGAUCACUACCAAGCCCACCUUCAGUCGCUCUUUUAACAUGUUCAUUUGUCGUGUUCCACAAAUCUCUCCCACGCAAAUUUUCGAUUUCAUUUUGAAAAUGAUUUGCAAAAAUGACCCACGAGUCGGCCAAAGACCCGAAGGCACUUCUUCGUCUCUGCAUUUCCUUUUUUUAAAAAAUGUUUUUCUAAACUUGGGCAGCUUUUUUGGCGGGGAAUAAAAAACAAUCCGACGACAAUUGACCCAAAAUGUCGUCGUUGGCGAUUUCUAUAUUUUUGAAUUUUUACCCCUUCCUUGUUUUUCUCUCGCCCCCCGAGGAAUGAUGAGAUUGUCUGUGUGUGUGUUGCAUCAGUCACAAAAUGUGUUCUGCGUCCAAAGUCUUUGAUAUAACACAAGAAAACAAAAGAAAAAAACAAAACAAAACAAUUGUUCGGUUCUCCUCUUUUACAAAUUUGAAUUAUUUGGACAUUUUGUCAAUCAUCUCUCGACAUAUCUAUCGCGCUUCAGUCUCUGGCUUGUGUUUAAACCCUUGAUUUUAUUCUUUUUGCUACCAUUUCAAUCGUGUUAUUUUCGCUAUGAUCUUUGAUUUGAUUUUGAUUUUUUUUAAAUUUCAAAGACGAAAAUGGGGAAAAUGUUUCUGGUUUUCGAUUCCAAUGUGAGCGAGAGAGAGCGAAACUGUUUGGCUUUUUGGGAGAUUGAAGAGGAAGAAAAAAAUAACAGAAAAAUGAGUGUAGUCAAAAGAUCCCUCGUUUCGUGUGUUGUGUGUGUUUUAAUUUAUCCCGAGAUGCGGCGAAAAAUGGCGAUGUGACUCGUGUAACUUGCGUUUUCGAAAAAAAAGCACCACCCGCCUUCGUUAAAUUUGGUCGAUCCUGUCGCAGAGGAAAUGCGAAUGAUGAGAGAAAAAGAUUUUUCUGAGGUAAAAAUGAAUUUUUUUCUUUUCGUAAUCACUUGCGGCGGUUUUUAUUUUUUGGCAACGGAGGAAUGGAACCUAUUGUUACAUGUGAAUUGUCAUUUGGAAAGAAAACAAUUGGUCUUUCUUUUUUUAUUAUUAUCAUUUCAUUGUUUCUUUUUGUGUGUUUCCUUUCUCAUUAUAUUAUAAUUAUCUUUCUCUUUUUUUUCCUUGCUGAAAUCUGUACAUUUCUACAUGGGAACUUUACAUGUCUUGCCAAAGGCAACACGCCCAUUAUUAUUAUUAUUAUCACUUUUUGUGUUCUUUGUAAUCAUAACCGGCCAGAGCUUGUUGAAAUACAUUUUGCUGAUUGUCACUGUA
Molecule: messenger RNA, 5029 nt
Organism: Daphnia pulex (common water flea)
Lineage: Eukaryota; Metazoa; Arthropoda; Branchiopoda; Diplostraca; Daphniidae
Product: collagen alpha-1(XVIII) chain-like
Exons: 22
Coding region: 373-3798 (1141 amino acids)
Source: RefSeq, a predicted model, not a curated record